UUUAAAAUAUUUUCGUGUUUUUUCUUCUUUUCUCGUUCUCUCACCCGCCACACAGACACUCUCCUAUUUCAAGCCCUAACCAGGAACCAGCUCCGCCUCUACCCCAGCGAUCUCCACCACGGCGCCGCCUCCUGCAGCCACUGCUCACGACCCAUAACAGCACCAUUGCUUGAGAUUCAAAAUUGACAAUGGUAAGGCCUAAGAAACUGAAAUCAGAAGCAAAACCAGAAGAAAACACCAUCAAAGAGGACCUGAUCAGCAACCUACCAGACCCGGUACUUUGCCACAUCCUCUCAUUCCUCCCAACAAGAAGUGCCGUGGCCACCGGAAUCCUCUCUCGCCGGUGGCGCCACGUUUGGAAAGAUCUUCAAGUCCUUGACAUAUACGGGAGACCCUUUAUGGCGCCUGCGCAGGAAGCCAAGUUUAUUGCUUCUGUUGAUGCUAUUUUCGCCCAGCGCAAUCCACUCCCCAUCAAAAGCUUCAGAUUGUGUUGUGGGUUAACUGAUGAUGAAUCCCUCGAUAUGUGGGUUCAAGCCUGCGUUGGACCCCAUCUCCGCACCCUGUAUCUCGAUGUCACUCUCUCAUGUUUGGAGUUAUUUUUGCCUAGAGAUGUAUUCACAUGCAAAUCACUAGUGUCCCUUGUUUUGAAAUGUGAGUUUAUUUUGGAUAAUUUACCUUAUAAAGUUUGUCUCCCAUCCCUUAAGAACAUGGAGUUGGAUUUAACAGAUGUAGAUUGUGAUAAUCUUUUAUCUGGCUGCCCUGUUCUUAGAACACUUAAUGUCAGAUUAACUGAACCCUUCCAAAAUAAAUGGGUUGAGUUGCAUAGAAUUCGCAUGCCUCGCACCCUGAGGCGUUUAAUCUUUCAGGAGUCGAGGCCUAGCCAUAAUGAUAUUGGGCAUCUUGAGAUAAAUACCCCAUAUCUUGAAUACUUGCACCUCAAGAUACAAAGCCCUUGCUUACGGUUUGUGGUUGGAAAAUUUCCCAAGAUAAUGGAAGCGCAUCUUGAUAUUUUUCAGUGUGUUGAACUUGAGCAUGAUGUUGAUUGGGUGGCUAAGCUUCUUAAGGCACUAUGCAAAACAAAAUUUUUGGCAUUGAAAUAUUGCACAACACAGUGCUUAUUUCAAGCUGCAGCUUUAGAGCUUCCGAAAUUUCACAGUUUGCUCCAUCUAGAGCUUGAUUUUCUAUCUUUCAACUUCAACUUUGUGAUGAAUAUGCUUCAUAACUGUCACAUGCUUCAAGUUUUUGCACUUCAUAACCGAAAGCGUUAUUAUUCACAUCCAUUGGAAUAUGCUGGACCAGAGCCCCCAACCGGAGUUCCUAAUUGUGUGACAUCACAUCUCAAGACUUUUAAGUUUAGAGGAUAUGAAGACACUACAGAUGAACAUGAAUUGACUGCAUAUCUUCUAGAAAGAGGACUUGUAUUGGAGACAGCAACAAUUCAUCCUACGUCUGAUUUUGAACUACUGACAAAGUAUUAUAUUCUCAAGGGAUUAUCUGCCUUACCUAGGGGCUCUAAUAUAUGCCAGAUUAAAUUUGACACACUUGACUGACUAAACUGAUUUUGCAUAGGUUUUGAAGAUAGCCGUGAAGUAUUUUAUCAUCCACUGCAAUAUAUUUACCGAUUUGAUAUCUGCUACAGUUAAUCCUUCUAUUUACUUUAGAAGUUAGAUAGA
Molecule: messenger RNA, 1673 nt
Organism: Arachis ipaensis
Lineage: Eukaryota; Viridiplantae; Streptophyta; Magnoliopsida; Fabales; Fabaceae
Product: F-box/FBD/LRR-repeat protein At5g56420-like
Molecular function (GO): protein binding
Source: RefSeq, a predicted model, not a curated record